UCCACUGCGCUCACUCACUGCACUUCAGCACUUCAGCACCCCGCGCGCCAGCACGCCGAGUUGCGAAGCCGGGGAGACAUGCGGGAGCGCUGGGACGAUGGACGAAGAUGACGACUUCGCCUUCUCCGACUGCGACCUCGACGACCUCCCCGCCAACACGCUGCAACAGCUUGAAACCGCCGCCAUCGAGCUGACCCAGCACCCGCCAAACCCGCACCGCGCUGCAGACUCCGACUAUGGCCUGGAAGACGGCGACGAAGUCAUUAAUCUUGACGACGACGCGGCCCCGCCUCCCCCGCUCCCACAGCUCCCACAGCUCCCCCGGCCCUCGUCACCGCGUGCCCACGACCACAAUGGUUCCUCUCACGACGCCAUUGAGGCCGAGGAGCAGCCGCGGCGGUCGCAGGUCGACGUCGGCCAGCUGCUGCGGCGCAUCAAGAAGCUAGAGCAGGACAAGGCACGGCUGAACCGCGACCUGCAGGGCGAGAAGUCCAAGGCCCUCUCCAGGUCAGGCGAGGUCGACACGGUCCGGCGCCGCUUCGAAGCAGCGACCCGCGAGAACGAACGGCGGCUGCUCGCCCUGCAACAGUCGCACAGCCACGACUUUGCCAAACAGAAGGCCGAGCUGGAGAAGAUGCGUCGCGAGCGCGAGACUGCUCAGACAAACAACCUGUUCCUUGAGCAUGACCUGGCGCGAGAAGCAGAUCGCGCAAGGCGCGUGAAGAAGGGCGCGAAGGAGGCCGCUGUCGCUGGGCCAAAGGCGAAUGCGAGUCCGGUCGGGACGCCAAAGCGGCCAAAGGCCCUGCCCUUCCGUGAUGGAUUUGACGAUGAAGAUAUCGUUAUGGCCUCCCCCACCAAGAACCGGGACAGGCCGAAGCCGCCGACUCCCAGGCAGGUGGGCAAGCGCAAAAGGCAGAUCACCGAUCAGAGCCCAAUACCUGCCCUGCAAUUAAGCGAGCCCCGAGGCGGCCCCAAGGCUCAAGAGCCCUCAGUGCAAACUCAUGCCAAGCUUGAUGCUGCCAUGCUUGAGAAGCUCAGGAGGGACGACCAUCGGUUUGACCUCCUGCACCGCCUCGUUAACCAUCGGUCGUCAAAUGGGACGGACAGGGUUCUCGAGGCGCUGACGCAGUAUGCUCUGCCAUCCCGGCCCGACAAGAGGCUAUCCUCAAUCUUGUACGACGACCUCUCCCAUUGUAGCGUGGGACACGACGUUCGUCAGCUCGCACUCCGAAUCUGCUACAUUUUCCUCUCCCUCUGGGAUCGCUGCCUUCGGGAGAAAUACUACGCUCCCGUAUACCUAUUUCUCGACGCCCUCCAGUUCAUUCUCGCUUGUGAGCCCGCUUCCACUGCCGUCGCCUUGACAGAGCGUGCUAUUCCCCUGAUCAUGGCCGCCGUAGACCUUGUUUCCGUCCCUGUCGCCCGUGCCGCGACAAAUGUCAAGCAUAUCCCUGACCUGUACUCUCCAUCCCAAAGAGCAAUUUGCACUCAUAUUGACGUCUUGGAAUGCCUCAAUCUCCUGUACGUGAUUGCUACAAGCUGCGUCACUUCCACAGAGGCUAUCACUCGCUUCUGGCAGAGCAUUCCUAUCGACUUCGCCUUGGUUCUGCUGAUGAAAGCGCAGCCCCUUCCACAUAUCAUGCUUAUGCUCCGUAUUCUCAGUACCUCGUCUCUUCCAACAACCCUUGGGGCUAUCGUCGCUGUUGGUUCUAUGCCAGACCAACAAGCAAAGCGAGAGGUGGAUAUGAUAGACCGUCUCACUCUACUCCUUUUCGAGACUCCCGAAGCUCUUCCGGAUCCUGACGGUAAAGCGCUGCCGCCCACGCCAUGUUCUGCGAAAGACAUAUGGGAUCUUCGCAUCCGCGUCCUCGCUCUUCUCACAAACUUCAGCAUCUCAGACUAUGGCUCGUCUCGUUUAGCAAACCACCGCAAUUGCGUCGGGCGUCUUAUCAAACAUCUCGACUUCUCCCUCUCCUAUCUCUACACCUCUCCUCUGUUACCAACUCAAUCUCUUACCAUCACGUCCAUCAACAUAAGCAUGAAACUCAUUUACCACCUCAUGACGUCACACCCGGAUAUCGACAUCAAGUCGAAGCUUGGCGCGGUUCAGGGAGGCAGUCACAAGUAUCUAGUGGCACUAACACGAUUAGCAUUCAGUGAAGGACUAGUCCUGGAAGAGGGCAUCGAAGAAGAUGUCGUGGAUGCCGCGCACGCGAUCUUGGAUGAAGGGCUAAGUCCGGAGGAAGGUGAAGGCUUGCUACGAGUAUUCAGCAGUGGAGGCAGUGCGUAGGCUUCUCGCGAAAAUUUCCACUAGCAUUAAAUCUUUUGGAUGCUAUUUAGCUGGCACGUUUCGAAUCAUAAAGGACGACACUCCUAGUGUAUGUGGCCAUUUCCAGUCCCGAAUUUGCAUCAUGAUAGAUAAUGGAUAAUAAUUCAGAUUAAUUGGCAUGUCCGUAGGUAGAAAGGUUUUCGUUGGCUUCCGCUUUUCCCUCCUUCAAUCGUCUACGAUACUUAGAGAUCACGUCGUGAGGCGUGGGGAUUUUCCGAGCAACAAGAGUCAUCAUUGUGGGUCAGAAGGGGGCUUACUCGUGUACAUCCCAGCGCAAACUUCCAUUCUGAAUGAUAUCUCCUGUAGGGCUCCAAAAAGUUUUGUCCUCUUCGCCACACCACGCAACCUAGUUAAACAACAGCAAACACCUCAGUC
Lindgomyces ingoldianus is the source of this 2701-nucleotide messenger RNA. RefSeq lists its product as uncharacterized. The record is from RefSeq and is a predicted model, not a curated record. Lineage: Eukaryota; Fungi; Ascomycota; Dothideomycetes; Pleosporales; Lindgomycetaceae. The coding region runs from base 98 to 2287 and encodes 729 amino acids. The transcript has a single exon.